Molecule: messenger RNA, 657 nt
Organism: Amoebophrya sp. A25
Lineage: Eukaryota; Dinophyceae; Syndiniales; Amoebophryaceae
Source: the annotation of a GenBank genome assembly
GACGAAGAUGACGAUGAAGAUUUCGAGGAAGAGCUGACAGACGAGGACGAAGCGGAAAUUGACGUGGAGAUGAAUCGGGAUGAGCCUCUUAGCGCACGGGUGCUUUCGGUCUGGUCGCUUCUGUUUUUGGUCGACGAGGCGUGGCAGUUUCUGGAUUACGGAAAUGUGCGGCCCUGGCGAUUGAUGUGGACGGUGGGCACGCCGGUGGAGCUGGCAGCAAGGCUGGGUAAGGGCUUCGCGCUGCUGUGGGAAAGAUGGAAAAAAAGUGCGAAGCAAGGCAGAGACAUGAGCGAUCGCGACUACGCGGAAUUCCUUCGCCUCAAUGAACGCAUACGGACGGUCUGGCUGGCUUUAGGCGUACGCGAAAAGAAGACCGGGGGCGACUGCAUCGUGACGAAGGUUCCACUCGUAAUAAGAGCAGACGUGAAAAACAAAAAGGCAAAAACGAUUGCAAACAAAGAAAAAGGACCAGUUGAAGCACCAUUCAAGAAAAUGACCCUGAGAAGGCUACCGCAGAAAACCACGGCAGAGCUGAAUAAUGUGUUUUUGCAGCACGCAAUAAUUACGACUGGGGUGCACGUAUUGCCGAAUUGGGCCACAGAGCAACAGUAUAAGGAAUGCAGUGGUUCGGAAAAUUCUGAGGACCAGAAGAUGAAU